Messenger RNA from Mytilus trossulus (common blue mussel), 2539 nucleotides. RefSeq lists its product as uncharacterized. NCBI's taxonomy places the organism in Eukaryota, Metazoa, Mollusca, Bivalvia, Mytilida, Mytilidae. The record is from RefSeq and is a predicted model, not a curated record. The transcript is spliced from 6 exons. Bases 271 to 1455 code for a protein of 394 amino acids.
UUUUGGUUUGAGAUUUAAAACAAGCUUUAUUUUGAUGAAUGAAAAAUAAAAAAACUACAACGAGGAUUAGCAUAGGCUCAUUCUGUAAACAACUGCACUAUAAUUAUUAUGUAUAAUGAGUUGAAAUGGAUUUUUUAUAACUUUUAAGGAACACAUUUUGUUUUAGCGGAUGCAAAUGGAGCCACAAAAUGUGAGGAAAACGAUUUGACAUUUCAGUGUCUGAGGAUAAUAAGAUUUUAUGAAGAAUUUUUGUGUCUUCUGAUAUAAGUCAUGUUGCGGAUUGUGAUCAUUUCUAGCCUUCUUAUAUCAGUCUUUGGACAUAACGAAAAUCAGUGUUUCAUUCCAGAGAACAGGACGUGUCAAACACCAGGAUACAAUCUGAAAGGAUGUUUAUGUCGCUGUUUCAAUAAUAUAACUGUCAAUACAGAUUAUUUACGUAUAAACUUCUCUAACUGUGUUGCCGUACUACAAACAUGUUCGUUUUACAAAUUAUGGUUUGACGUGAUUUUCAUGAACCAAAACGGGAAGGUUAUUGCUUUAAAAGAGGAAACAUAUGUGAAUCACAAGAGGAAUUCGAAAGAAAAAUCGCAAAUUUUUCCUUUGUACAAGUUAAGUAAACCGCUGGAAAGAAGAAAUCCCUUCCACGACCGGGUCAAUUAUGUAAAAUUACAGUUGAUGAAAAAUUACACUGUUUUGAUUAAACCACACUGUACAGCAUGUGACAAUUCCUGCAGAAACAUCAGACAUUAUAUAAAAGGUGUUAGAAAGUUCAUGACAUCAACUAUACUGCCAGAAAAUCCAAAUAAAGGUGCCAUUUGGAUGCUUUUGGUAAUCGUAGCAGGGGUCUUUUUACUAUCUAUUAUGCUGUCAGUAUUCAUUUUAACCAGGAGAAGAAAACAUUUUAUUCCUAAUACAGAUAGUUCGUCAAGAUUGAUUGAACAAAACAGAAAUGACCCGAACGUGUUCGGUAUGUUGUAUAUCGUACCUUUAUGUGAUGCUGAUCCGAAACAUGUGGAGCAUUUAGAGCAAUGGUUUCAUAAUAAAACUACUUGCCGUCUUGUUCAACCUGAAUAUCUAAUGGUGAGGUGUAACAAUGGCAACCUGAAUGUAGCACGGAAUUUCUCAAAAGACACUGUUAUCCUCGUCGUUCUUUCAAACAAUAUGGUGAUAACCUUUUUGAGACAGUGUUAUGAUAAUAGUAAAGACCCAUGGAAUGAUUCUCAUUUUUGUUUUCUACAAAAUAUUAUUGAAUCCAUUGAAUCAUUUCCUUCAAUGUAUUUUGUGACGUACGACAGUGAAAUGAAACGUACUGUCCUAGAUUUUGACUCUAACAAUAAACUUAAUGAUCUCAUGCAAAGACUAAUUGUAAUGUCCAAUUGCCCAGCAGAAAAAAAAUUGCAAUUAGACCGUGUUCUGAAUUUUAUAUAUAUUUCAAACCAACCCACUAUUGUUUAACAUUGAUGAACAGUUUAUAUUUUAUAUUUGCUUUAUAGUUGUAGCUUAUUAGCUAUUAGCGCAAUUCUUAACAAUAGUUGACACACUUUUAUUUUUGCUUCUUGUAUAUUUUAUUCCUAUCAGACAUAACUUACUUGAGUGUUAAUUUUAUAUUAUAUGCGUGUCAGUUUCUUUUGGUUUUAGAUUGUCCAAUGAAAUGCUACCAAAUGCAUGUAUCUUGAAAAAAGGAAGUACCUCACCGUUGUAUAUCAAAAUCAUUAAUAGUUAUUUCCUUUUUAUUAAGCUCCAAAUGACUUCAAAAUCAGAAUGGUUUUAAGUUAAAUUGACAACAUGCAAAAAUUAAAAUAUACAAUUGUUUUGGGUUUUUUUUGCCCGUUUUUAUGCAAUGAUAGUUUCAAUUUGUAUGUCUGUAAGUAACACUUCUGGCAAUAUUCGCUUCUUAUACUACUUUUAUCUACUAAAUUUUUAUCAGAAGAGUUUGUCCAUAUCAAACCACCAAAAGUACAUUUAGGUGCAUUCAGUAAACAGUUAUCAAAGGUACCAGGCUUUUAAUUUGAUACACGAGACGCACGCGCGAUUCAUCUACAUAAGACAUAUCAGUGACGCUCAUAUCAAAAUUUUUAGAACCGAUGGCUGAUUAAUAGCUGAAAAUCUGAUUAGUAUGUACUGUUUGUGCCUCUAGUUUCGUUGUCAGUUAAAUUUCUUUCACAGAGUUAAAAUCUGUGUUAGUUUAGAACUGUGUAAUCUUCUUUUACAUUGAUUUAGAGAUGUAAAUCUAAAAUCUAGAUAAUCCCGCCAUGGGUACAAGCAUCUAAAAAUAUUCUCAGUUUUAUCCACAGUUUAUUAAUAAUUACGUAUCAGUUAUACUUAUGUCAACACAGUGAUACUCAAGGCAACAUAAUUCAAAACCAGUACUAGAUAGACGCAUAGCACAAUAUUACUUAAUGCUAAACCCUGUCUAGGAAACGAGGGAGAUAAAUGCCUUCAUUUUAUCCAAUGUGGGCGUGAUCACAUUCAAAUGUACCAAUAUAAACGUACCAGAUGCGUUUGUUUGGUUGAUGAUGUCUUUUAAGUAAUGCUCGAG